AUGGAGAUGCUGGAAAGUAUCAUCUGUAUUGUCUCGCAGCGCAACAUUGAACAGGUGCUGCUUGAGUUAAAUGAAUACGCUACUGAGGUGGAUGUGGAAUUUGUGCACCGUUCGGUACGUGCGAUUGGUCGAUGCGCUGUUAAGCUUGAACGUGCUGCGGAGAAGUGCAUCAAUGUGCUGCUGGCGCUUAUUCAGACCAAGUACGAGAGCAUUAUUGCUACCCUAUGCGAGAACUUGGAUACACUGGACGAGCCCGAGGCGAAGGCAUCAACUAUUUGGAUUAUCGGUGAGUAUGCCAAGCGUAUCGACAAUGCAGACGAGCUCUUAGAGUCGUUCAUGGACUCUUGCGAUGAUGAGACUGCCCAGGUGCAUCUGCAGCUUCUGACUGCUACCGUAAAAUUGUUCUCCAAGCGUCUUAAUGAGACGCAGGAAAUGGUCCAGAAGGUUCUCCACAAAGCCACAGAAAAUUCAGACAGUUUGGAGUUGCGUGACCGCGGCGAUGAUACAUGUGCCCUUGAGCCUUCGGUUUUGGACGAGCUGAUCGGAAAAAUUUCGACGCUUGCUAGUGUCUACCACAAGUUACCCAGCGCGUUUGUUGUGCGUUCGACAGUACCGGAGGUACACGGGCACCGCCAGGAUGGUGAUUACAGCGUCGACGGUGAGGGUGAAGGCUCUUCCGACCAGACAGAAGAUGGACGAAUCGGUCAGAAGGCUGGUGACCCCGUGGACCUGCUUGAUAUGGGUACUUUUACUCUUGGAGACCCCUUCCUCGAUUGCUCCGGACCCUCUCCGCCUGCUCCAGUGGCAGUAAGCGGUGCUGCAGUCCAGAAAAAGCUUUUGAUGGAUGCGCUACCAGGCAAGGGCCUGGUGAUGACGGGCGCUUUCACACGUCACAGCAGCAACUUCGUACUUGACGUGGAUCUUGAAAACCAGUCAUCUGCGCCAAUUACGGGAGUAAGCAUCCAGUUCAACAAGAGCACGUUCGGUGUGGUGCCAAUGCAAGCACCAAUCACGUUCCCACAACCUCUGGCACCGGGACAAACCGUAAACCAAGUUGUGCCCAUGAGUGUGAGCCCGCAGUUUGUCGACGCCGCUGUGGCACCGAACCUCAAUUUGCAGGUUGCGAUCUAG
Messenger RNA from Peronospora farinosa, 1131 nucleotides. The record is from the annotation of a GenBank genome assembly. NCBI's taxonomy places the organism in Eukaryota, Oomycota, Peronosporomycetes, Peronosporales, Peronosporaceae.